Messenger RNA from Limanda limanda (common dab), 13546 nucleotides. It is a transcript of the gene tnrc18, whose product is annotated as trinucleotide repeat containing 18. Gene Ontology annotation, molecular function: chromatin binding. Bases 253 to 9408 code for a protein of 3051 amino acids. The transcript is spliced from 31 exons. The record is from RefSeq and is a predicted model, not a curated record. NCBI's taxonomy places the organism in Eukaryota, Metazoa, Chordata, Actinopteri, Pleuronectiformes, Pleuronectidae.
UGGGUCGAUCCCCAGCUCCACGCAACCUGCAACCAUUUUAACAAGCGUUCGCGUGUGUGUUAUUUUUUUAAAAAAGCUCCUUCACAAGGUUUUGUUUCUCCAUUCAAGUAAGAAACACUUCUGCGGGGUCCGCAGGAUGGCCGAGAGGGAGCCCGGCUCGCCUGGGAAACUAAAGACUUUAAUUUAGCCGACGCUGUCUUUUUUUCGGAAUACGGGGACAAUUUCUUUUUAUAACUUUCCCCUGUGUGGAUAAUGGAUGGCAGAGAUUUCGGACCUCCCCGAUCCGUCCACGUUCCACCUCCGCUGCUGGCCGGGCUCGCGAUGGAGUCUCACCGGCUCGGAGCUGCAGCCGCCGCCGGGAGGAUGCCUCCCUCGCCCGGGCACUUGGGCGCGGGUCAUCCGCCGCCUCUCCACUCCGGGAAAUUCAUGCCAUCGGCCAUUAACCUCCAUCCACACCACAGCGAUGCCUUCCCGACAGGCUCCAGUCACUUCCUGUCUGGUUAUCCAGGCCCCUCCCCCCUGACCUCUGACCCUGCGUACAGAUCGGCCAACCCCAGCAGCCUGCAGAUGGCUCAGCUCUGGGCAUCACACACUCAUGAAGGCUACCCCCCCCUGCCCGGCAGCCUGUACUCCAGCCCCUACCUGUCCCUGGGGCACCUUGACCCUCCCUCGCUGUCGCAGCACCCUCUCUACGACUCACACAAAGAGGGUUUCUACCUGCCGGCCUCCUUGAGCCAGUCUCCUCUCCAUCCUCCGGCUGCGCCCCCGACCUCCCUGUCCAGCUCCACGCCUCCUCAGAGGACGUCCCGGGACUGCGGUAGGGACCGGCUCUACCGGGCGGAGAGGGAGAGAGAGAGGGACAGGGAGCGGUCAAGAGAGGAGCUGCAGGAGCAGCGGCCUCGUAGUGUGGUGGACCUGACGCAAGAUGGGCGGAGCGAGGAGGAGCGCCGGGCGAGGAGCGGGGACCGGGAGCGCGAGAAAGAAAGGGACCGGGACACGGAGAGAGACAGAGAUGGUUGGUCUUUUCAUCCUCACCUCCACCAGCAGAAAUCACACUCUCAUCCCUCCACAGUGGAGGCCAGAUCCAGGCCUUCUCCUCUCCAGCCCACCUUCCCCUCACCUGGGGGUGCGGGCAGGUUCCAUGUACCAGAAACGGACAGGAGGAGUCGGGAGGAAGAGGGCGGCGCUCGACCGCAUCACAACCAUAACGCAAAUAACUCAAACUCUCAACCAGACAGACUGAGACGGAACGAUUCUGCGGCAAUGUCGGCUGCGAAUCUCCAAAUGUCCUACGCCCUUGCUCCUGCGCUCGCUGGUCUGCCCCACCCCUCCACGCCCAGAGACCCUAACAGAGAACAGCGAGUCACCGCACCUACGUAUGUGCCUUCUGUGGAGGUUUACGACGAGCGGGCUGGGCCGAUCCAGAUCGCCUCACAGGCCCGCGACAAACACAGAGAGCGGGAGAGAGAAAGGGAGCGUGAACGGGAGAGAGAAAGGGAACGGGAGAGGGACAGGGAGAGGGAGAGCUACAGGUUUCCUGAGAGGAGCCUGAUGGAUCAUCCUCGACUCUCCCAGUCUGGCGAUUCAAGCAAUCAGAGAGAGGAAGGUUCGGUCAUUUGUUCCAAUGGUUCCAUUGGUAAACGAGGACAGGACUCCUCCAGUCAAUCAAGGUUCAGCCCAGAAACCAGGGACACCUCUAAACACUCCAUCCGACUGGGUGUGGAGCGUGCAGGGGGGGAGCCUAAGUGGAAUAACAUCAGCCCAUUGGCUAAUUAUGCCACGACUCACAUGGCUGCUCUGGCAGCUCAACACGGACACACACUCUCCUCACCCCACAGCCAACCUACACAAACACAACUGUCCCCACACACAAGUCACCGGCCCAACAGCAACCCACACUCCCACAGCCAUUCUCCCCAGACUCACACCUCCCAACAUGGACAUGGGCGUUCAGGUGAGGAGGGGAGUCAGAGACGCUACCUGGACCCAUCAGCUCUCUACCGACCCGGGGGGCCACUGGUGGGAGGGUCCAGCGGGGGCGAGCGAGCUGCGGGGGCCGAAUCGGACCCCCAGGAGGUUUCAGCCAUGCAGAGUCUGAUCAAAUACAGCGGAAACUUUGCUGCUGAGGGUCCGGGGUCGGCCAGACUCGCCGCAGACGGCCGAGGGCCCUUUGGAGGUCUGGGUAACAUUGGCAUGGAUGGUGAAAGAGAGAGGGACCGGCAAAAAGAGAGAGACCAUGAAAGAGAAAGAGAGAGGGAAAGGGUACCGGUCGGACCUGGUGGUCCAGGGGCGUUGAGGGUCCCUCCCCAGCUGAAGAGGGAGCAGGAGCGGCCGGACAGCGCUCGCUCGUUUGGCCGGGAGGGGGAGGGCGAGGUGCGGCACCCCCCGGUGGGCAUCGCUGUGGCUGUGGCCCGGCAGAGGGACUGUGGCAGCAGCAGCAAACCAGCCAGCGGACCCUCAGACACACAGAGACCCCUUCUGCAAACUGCUAUUAAAGAUGAGGAGCGAGGGGAGGAGCGCGCUCGCCACCAUGAAGAGCGACUGCUGGCCGGCCGACUGGAGCGUGAGCAGGAGAAAGUGCUCAGAGAGUCCAAAGAGCUGGCGGAGUUCACGCAGAUGCAUCCUCCUCCUCUGUCUGGCGGCCUGACGCCCAGUAUGAUGACCCCCAGCCUCAUGAACCCCAACCUUAUGGUGACAGGAGGGGCCGGGCGUUGGCCCCCAGACCAUGGCACUCUGACCUCCCACCCCUGGAUGCCCCGGCCAGGAGGCCCCCCAGUCUGGCUCUCCAGCAGCCCAUACAGCCUCGGUCCCUCCUCACUCCACCAGACCCUUCCUCAAGGUUACCCCCCCUCUCUGCAAGGCUCCUUACCGCCGUCUUACCAGUUUGCCAGGGACCCCCAGUCUGGGCAGCUAAUAGUCAUCCCUACUGAGCACCUGCAACACUACGGAGGCGAGGUCCUGGAGCGUGGCGGCCCGGUGUGGUCGGGGGUGUACGGUCCGGGCAGCUCGCUGCAGCACGCCGCCCAGCUCCAGCUCCUCUCCCAGCACCAGAUGCUGCGGCAACAGGAGCUGCUCAUGAUCCAGCAGCACACAGCUCAGGUCCUGGAGCUGCAGAGGAGUGCGCAGUUUGUUGAACGUUUAAAGGCCAGCGAGCACCGGUCAGACAUGGAAGACAAGGCAGACAAGCGGAACACAGACCCCAAACCCAGACCCUCCUCAAUAUGCUCCCCAUCGCCUUCACCCGUCCUGCAUCCUCGCAAACCCCCCCGUCCCUCUCGCACGCCAACGCCCUCCACGUCCUCCCUCACCCCGCUGCCUCCGCUCCGCUCGCCUGUGACCAGGCUCAAGUCAGAGGAAGCGGCGCAGAGAGUGUUGGUGCACUCGCCGACCCCCCUGCCGCACCCACCGUCCCCCCGCUCUGCCUCGCCGCCCCCGUCUUCGCCACGGCGGCCUAAGCAGGAGGCGGCUGAGGAGGAGGUGGGACGGAGGGAGCAGAGGGACGGACGGAAACCGGGCUCCGCCCCCUUUCAGGGCAUCUACCCUGAUGUCCCUCCAGGUUACCCUUACCAGUCUGUCACUGCCACAUUUAGCCCCCCGUUUCCCUCUCAUCACAUCCCAGCACCUACAGGGACAAACACAGAGCUGGUCCCAGGACACCGCUCCCGCUCGCCACCAUCAGCUGCCCCUUUACCCUCAGCACACAUCCAUUCAAGGCUCCUGGACACGGACAUUAAGCCACAGAAACUAGAUCCAUCGAAGACGGGGUCUUUCCUCAAACAGGAACCCGGUGUGGAGCGGCCUCUGCUGGGCGUGGCGCCAGAACCUCUGGGUCACCUUCGCUGCGGCCCUGUGCGAGCCAGCCCACACAGAGAGACGGAUGGGGAAGUUUCAAAGCCUCAGCCUCCGCCGCUGCGUCUGUACGUCCCCAGUCCUCCACCACUACGAGGUGAAAGGCUGGAAGAUGUCAGGGAGGAAGAGAAGGAACAAAUCAAGAUGGAGGUGUCCUCUUACCCAUGCCAGGCAGCGUACCCUCCACCCCCUCCACUCACAGAAGCUGAGCCCAAACCAAUCGCCAUCAAGGAUCCAGAGCAAACACGAUACCCACCAUGCAUCACUGCAGAUUCAGACUGUCAGGAAUCGGCUCAGAAGAGAGUUCUUCUGGAGCAAACCGCCAGUGCUGUGUGUGAACAGGAACAACCAGACACUCCCGUUGACUCCCACACUCCCCAUCAGAAAGAACUUGAACAGGAGACCCCUGUUUAUCCACCUUCCACUUCCAGCUCUCCUCUCCCGCUGGUCUUCGGCCCUGAGGAUCCCAUGGCAGGGAUGCUCGCCCUGCUGGCAGCCAGCGAGAUGGCCAACCACACCCGCCCCGACACCCCACCCGCCCCAAUACUCCUACCCCAGAUAGAUCUCCUUCCUGUGGCAGGGCCUCUGGAGAUGGUGGCCCUCGAGGGGAUGGCCCUGCUCAGCCAAAUGGCGCAAUUAGAGAUGGAGCAAAUCAACCAGGGCCAAAGUCUGACACUAGAAGGUCUGGAUUGUCUCCUUGAGGCCAGCAGACAGGUCCUGUUGGAGGCCAUAGAGAAACAGUCCCACAUCGAUCUGCCCAGAACUCUGGACCCCAACAAGAAGUACAGCUGGAGGCAGAGGAAGGAGCCGCUGUACAGUAAGAUGUCUGCGGACAUGAUGGACGCGGUGGAAGUGGAGUACCGCAUCCGCCUGGCUGAGCUGCAGAAGACGUACAAGGAGCAGCAGCGAGAGAUGAGCAAGCUGCAGAGACGCAGAGACAAGCAAGAGCGGCUACAGCAGGAGGAUGAGAGGCGGAGUCUCACCAGACGGGGCAGAGGGCGACCCAGGAAGAGAAAACUUAUGGCCACACCUCCCAAACUGGACAGCAGGCCUGGAAAGGUGGGAAGGACAGUGCAAUACUCUGAGGACUCUGAAGCUGGGGAAGGACAGAGGAAGAGGUUCUGUGUGUCCCGGGAAGAGGAAGAGACGGAGGCAGGAGGUGGAGGAGUGAAGGUGAAAAAGAAGAAAAAGAAGAAGAAGAGCUGGACGGAACAGGAACCUUCCACCAGUCACACUCUAGAGGUGUUGAAGGCAAAGCGCGGCCAUGAGUUUGAGCAGGAGCAGCUGGCGUCGGACCUGGACCGAGCGCUCUCGCUCUCACAGCUCAGCUCGCUCGGCGCCUCCCGCAAACUCUCCUCCAGCGACAAAUCCGACAAGUCGAAGGGCAAGUCCUCUGACGGCCGGAUGAAAGAGCACGGCGUCCACUCCGCUGCCAAAGGAGGGAAACACAAGAUGGCCGCCAAGGCUUCCACUUCCGAGAGCGUCCAGAAAGUGAAAGCUCAGAAGAAGACGGCUUUGUUCUCUACCAUGAGAUCCGAGCUCAGCAGCUGCUCCAACAACUCAGAUUCAGAGGAGCACAAUUCUGCCCGGGGGGGCUGGCCCCCUCUCUCUGGGACGCAUUCCCAUGGCGACCUGACCAGGAAGAGGCGGCCUGCAUCGUCGCCGACGUCCCUGCUGUCCGCUCAGAAGUCUCAGAAGAAGAAACACAAGCACUUAUCCCUGCUGCUGGAGGAGGCCGGCCUCAGCUCCUCCGACGACUCCUUCGACCAAGAAACCUCCGAGGACGAAGAUGAUGAAGAGGAGUUUGAUUCCGACGAUGGCGGCUGUGAGGAGAGCGGGCUGGGGAUGCUGGCCCGGUUUGCGGCUAACGCGCUCCCCGUCAGCGCGACCCCCCCGAGCCUCCUCCAUGAGGGCAAACACCGCAGCAGGCAAAGCACUCUGGGUUCAUCAGAGUGCGAGUGGUCAGACUCCGGCUCAGACCUGCGACUGAGGAAGUUUCCCUCUCUGCUCCACGGUAAGCGCUCCGCCCCAGAGCUGCCCCUGUUGCCCCCGGCAACCCGGCGCAGCGACCAGACCAGCCCCACCAAGCGAGAUGAAGCGCCAGUCAAACGCAAGCCCCUGCCCAAGCCCCGCCCCUCGCCCAGAUCGCCCGGACCAUUCAGCUUCGACCUCGGCAGCAGCCACGGGUUCGGAGGCUUCAGCGAGGACGAGGCCUGGAGCCGGAGACGCAGCGAGAGGAUUUUCCUUCAUGACGCCACGACCUCAGCGACUCAGCUGUCUGUGUCGGGCCUGGGAUCAAUCAGUCAGAGCUGCUCCACCUCGUCCUCCAGCUCAGGACCACCUCUGACCCCGAAGCCCGCCCCCAGACCCAAACCCCCUCCGCCCAGCAAAGAGGGGAAAGACCUGGUGAAAAAGAAGAAGCUGAAGGACUCUCCUCUGCCUGUGAGCCCGUCCGUCCUGUGCAGUCCAAUCACAGACGUCCCCUUGGCGCUGAGCCUCAGCCCGACGAGGAAGAGCCAACCAAAACCCAAGACCAAGGCCAGAGAGCCUUCCAGAGGAGCGGUGAGCCGGCUGAUGGAGAGCAUGGCGGCAGACGAAGACUUCGAGCCCAACCAGGACAGCAGCUUCAGCGAAGACGAACUUGUCACCCCGCGCAGCCACAGUGUCUCAGAGAGGUCCUCCACACCCGCUCCGGUGCAGUGUGUGUUGGAUAAGGAUUCCCUGGUGGACGGACUCAGAGUUCUGAUCCCGAUGGACGACCAGCUGCUGUACGCCGGACACGUGAACACGGUGCACUCUCCUGACAUAUACAGCGUGGUGGUGGAGGGAGAGAGAGGAAACCGACCUCACAUCUACUGCUUGGAACAACUGCUGCAGGAAGCUAUCAUCGAUGUGAAGCCUCCGUCCGUGCGCUAUCUCCCCGAGGGAACUCGCAUCGCUGCGUACUGGAGCCAGCAAUACCGCUGCCUGUACCCGGGGACCGUUGUCAACGGAAGUUCAGAUAUUGACGAGAACGACGAUCUGAUCACGGUGGAGUUUGACGACGGCGACUCCGGCCGCAUCCCGCUCUCCCACAUCCGACUGCUGCCGCCCGACUACAAGAUCCACUGUGCUGAGCCGUCCCCGGCGCUGCUCGUGUCCAGCUGCUCCCGGAGGAGAGUCCGCAAAUGCAGCAAAGAGGGAAAAGAAGCCGGAACAAAGCCAGAGGAGACGGCUCCGAAGAUCAAAGGGAAACCUGGACGCAAACCCAAACCCAAACCAGAAACCUCCAUGACCACGGACGGCCGAGAGAAGACUGAUCCUGCUCCUCCCUCCUCCCAGCCUGCAGAGAGACCCCAGGCUCCAGCUAAACCUGCCCAGGACCGGACCUCCUCGGUUCAGAAGGCCGGUCCAGAGAAGCCGCGCCCUGCAUCCCGGCCGACCAUGGGGACGCAGGCAAAACCAGUCCGCAAAAGCUCCACCACGUCCCCCACCAGUAGCCCGACCCUCCCCGGCCCAGUGUCCAGGAAGAGCAGCUCGACGCCUGCUUCUAAACCAGCUCGGCCCCUCCCUCCCUCCCUCUACCCGUCCACUUACGGAAAAGUGCUGACUGUGGAUCUGUACAGCGAGCCCAACCUCAGCUCCUACAACAACCAGCGCAGAGAUAGAGAAAAUACCAGCAGUGUCAGUCCCACCACCAACAGACCCAUGUCCAGACCCAUGGCCACGUCUACUGGGACCAAGCUCAGUUCCUCGUCCGUGGCCAGACCCACCUCUGCCUCCACAGCCAAAACCAAACCCUCCUCUGACCAUCACAGCAGCUCCAGACCCAGCCUCCACUCUGGACUCCUUCCCAGCCCCAUCUCCAGGCUGUCAACAUCCAAACCCGGCUCUUCUCUGCCUCCCAGACCUUCGUCAUCCUCAUUGUCUUCUUCAUCCGCCCCCAGACCCAAACUAAAGAUGCCGUCCGACCAGCUGUCCUCCAGCUCCAGCUCCAGACCCGUCUCCAGGCCCAAGCCCAGCGCAGGCCCAAGUGACGGCUCAGGCUCGGCAGUGAGGCGAAAGUCCCUGUCUGCAGAGCCCCUCGUGAAGCUGGACCAUGAAGGUGUCACCUCGCCCAAGACCAAGAAGACCAAGGCUCUGAUGUUGCUCGAGGGUCGAGGCGUCAGACGAGAUCACACCCCCAUCCCCACGGCCUCAGCCAAUCAAAAAGUGCUAAAAGCAAAGGUGAGAGCUCCAGAUAGAGAGACGGUUCUGCCAGAGAAAGACUCCAGCUACAAAGCACCGGUGCUGGUGAAGGAGAAGACGGACAGUCGGGGAGGUGGUGGAAGAGGACAGGAGAUGGACACCAGAGAGGAGAAAGUUAAAAAAGAGGAAAGAAAGGAGGUGGUGAAAAGAAAGGAGAGAAAGAUGAAAGAGGAGUCUCACAGUAGCAGCAGCUCAGAGUCAGAAGCAGAAGGUAACAAAAGGAAGAUGAAGAAAAAGAAGAAAUGCACCUCAAGCUGCUCUUCCUCCUCUUCCUCCUGCUCUGGUUCCUCCUCAUCUUCUUCCUCAUCUUCGUCCUCAUCGUCCUCAUCCUCCACUGACGACACGUCCUGCAGCUCCGAUGAAGAGAAGACGGCUUCACCUCCACCAGGUCCCGUCUCCACCCCUCCGGCACAGGACAAGGCAAAAGAGGUGACUAAAGAAGAGGAAGAAGAGGAGGAGGAAGAAGAGGAGGUGAAGGAGGAGGCAGAGAUGAAAAUGGAGGAAGAGGAGGAACUAUCACCUCCCUCAGAAUCUCCCUCCCCGUCAACCUCUCCGACUCCUGCUCACGCUCCCUCGAAACCCGGUAAACCAGCCACAGGGAAGGGCUCCGGCCAGAGGGGUCGUCCUCCGAAACCGAAGCCCAGCGGAGGAGAAGGGAAAGUGGGGAGACCCAAGCGGAGAGAGGGGGUCCACCUCCCCACCACCAAGGAGCUGGCCAAACGUCAGAGGCUUCCCAGUGUGGAGAACAGGCCCAAGAUCUCUGCUUUCCUCCCAGCCAGGCAACUCUGGAAGUGGUUCGGGAAACCAACUCAGAGACGCGGUAUGAAGGGCAAGGCGAAGAAGCUCUUCUACAAGGCCAUCGUCCGCGGCAGAGAGAUGAUCCGCAUCGGAGACUGUGCCGUGUUCCUGUCGGCCGGCCGGCCCAACCUGCCCUUCAUCGGCCGCAUCCAGAGCAUGUGGGAGUCGUGGGGCAGCAACAUGGUGGUCAGGGUGAACUGGUUCUAUCAUCCAGAGGAGACGAAUCCUGGGAAGAAACUUAUCGACAAGAAGAACUGGGAUCAGAUGUGUGGUCAGUCUUUACCGGCAGCGAUGCACUCUUCUAUCCAGAGGAACGACUUCAUGGAGCGCGCCCUGUACCAGUCGUCUCACAGCGACGAGAACGACGUGCAGACGGUGAGUCACAAGUGUCUGGUGGUGAGCGUGGACGAGUACGAGCAGAUGACCCACACGCGCCGCUACGCCGACAGCGAGGACCUCUACUACCUGGCCGGCACCUACGAACCCACCACCGGCAUGAUCUUCAACACUGACGGAGUCCCGGUCAUCUGCUGAAAUAAAAACAAACUAAUUGUGACCCGACCUAACGACCUUGGACCUCGCUGAAACCGGACCCACGGUCUAAUCACUGGUCUCACGAUUGAGGUUUUGGCUCCAGAACCAUGACGCCCUUCAACCUGACUGUCACGAGCAGCCGCCUCCACCACCACAGACACGGGAGACACUACAGACAGUAUUAAAAAAAGGAACAAGUCUCCUGAAACAUUUGCACACACAGACUCCAUCGUCACAAACUGUUUUUCCCUCGUGGUCGUGUUCGCGGGAACGUUUCAGAACACGCCCGAGUGCUUCAGUCACCUUCUACGUGUAAAUAUACUCUGCAGAAAACACACUUACGCCCACAUGCACAGACACGUGUAAAUACUCACCUCAUGUAACACACACACACACACACAAAGUUAUAUAGAGGAGAAUAUGAGUGUUUUAUUUUCAUGUAACAGAUUUAUGUCAGAGUACUUUUUGCUAUAAGAGGUAAAACCGUCAAGGAGCUUUAAUGAACUGUGAAUGGUGAUACAGGAGAAAGGUGUCUGUCUGUCUGUCCACCUACAGAUGGGGGGGCGGACGGACACACACACAUGCCGUUGGUGUGACGUUGUGAUUCUGAUGUUGCCGUGGUGAUGUUACAGUCAUGUUACAGUCAUAUAAAUGUAUCUACGAGAACAGCAGGAGCGAUGGACAGAUGCAAAAAAAAAGGAGAGACGCACAGAAAGAAAAUAGAGAGAGAGAGUGAGAGGUAGAGUUGCAAUCCAAAAGAGAGCACUUAUAAAAAAACACUUAAAGUCUACCCUCCUUUUAUUUAACCCCCUUUGAUCCCCCCACCCCCCUGUGACAAUCCUCAAACCCGAGCAGGAGAAUCUGUCCUCGCGAGACUAGAACCUCUGAUUCCCUCAGACUCAGGCUGAAGAGAGAGAGAGAGAGAGAGGAAGGAACCUUCUCAUUUUAAUCUUUUGAGUUCCUUACGUUUAGAGGAAAAAUCCACCCGGGAAUAACUUGAACACUGUUUUUACAUUUCGUUGUCUCGCCUCUUUUGCACCGAGGUUGAACAGCAACAAAGGGAAAAGUGGAUCUUUAGAGCAGGCGCCAGUUUUCUGCUUCUGGGGCGUGGGAACAAAAAAUAUUUAGACGAGGAGAAAAAUGGAGUAAACUUAAAAACUUGCAAAGUAACUCCAUGAAUGUACGGAACGAGACGAGCAGUGUACGAGUCCCCGAGGUGGAUUUUUCCUUUUCUUUAAGGUCGUAAACACUCGCAGCCUUUCCCAGGAUGCAUCAAGGUCGUGGCUCUGACGUUCAGUGUAAAGCUGCCAGCACUGAUUUGAUCAACACAAUUACAUUUUUUACCGCUCAUCCUCUCGCGCUCAGAGCGGCUGCGGUGUUUGCGACCUCUAACUGUCCCGUGUUGGAUGUGUUUUAUAUUUCUUUUGCUUCUGCUGUUUUAUGGACGUCCAUCCGACCCUCUUACGAUCACAUUUCACCCUCCAAGCUCUUGUUUGACAUGAGUGCACUUUGAAUUAGCUCUGCUGCAGAGGAGUGUUGUAUACGUCUUCCUAGAGUAUUUGCCUAAAAACCCACACACAGAGACACACACACCUAGCCCACACCCCUUCCUACUCCUUGUUCUUUUUCGGCUCUCUCAGCUGCUUAUGAAUUUUUUCUAUGUGCCUAGUUUAACCGUUUUUUAGGGUGAGACUGUUGAAUGUUGUGCUCGGGGUUGUGAGCGUUUGGGUGGCCUUCACUCUCCCAGGCCUUGUGAUGACGAGUCACCAAAUCCCUCGUAGGUUCCACACCCCCCCCGUUCUCCCGCCGUUACCCUUGGCUCCUCAAGGAGCUGGGGGGGGGGGGGAUCGGACUGGUAUUUUCUCCAGUCUGCUGACAUAGGGAAACACAGUUGUUCUGAAUGAUUUCGAGUUGAAACAACCCUCCGUUCCUGAGCUCUUAACCCACUUGACUACACUAUUGUGUAUAGAGUGUAUCAGAUAUAUGAGUAUACAGUAAAUGCUGUAUAUACCGUUUAUAUCUGUUGGUAUCAUGUUGAUUUUCUUGUAUGUUUCUUACCACGUUGCCGUCUCUCUGCGUCACUGCAGAGACUGAAGAUUGUCUUGUUGAUAUUCAAUAGGUUUAAUAUUUUCUACUCUCUUGAGAUCUUUUGGUUUUUGUCUGGAUUUGUCUGAUUUUAUUUUAAGGAUAUAUCAUAGUUUUAUUCUCGCUGACGCGUCUGAAGGAUGACUCAAGAUGUUGAUGUCGUUAACGGGACAUUUUUCGCAGAUAAAAUGACAAACGACUUCCGCCAGCGUCUCAGCACGUUUAUGUAGAAUCCUGCCAUGAUGGCGACCCAGUAAAAAUAAUGUUGAUGAUCCGCCGACUCUCUUGGGCUGAAAGUGGUUGAGCAGGUACAGAGUCGCUUUAUGUUUUCUGACAUUACACGAUGCCAGAAAAUCACAUCCGCUAAAGCCCCAGCUGCUGCUGCAGCUGCUGCUCAUGUUUGGCAAACAGGAGUCGGCUGUUUGAAACCCAGCGUUCUGCAGACAGUGGAUCUCCGGCUGGUUCCUCAGCUGUGGGGGGGGAUCCGGUAGACCCGUCGUACCUGUGUUUGCAGAGUGAACAAGUUAAAGUGCCCAGUUAUGAAUGUUUGUUUACCCCUGGAGCUGCUAAAGCACUUUUUUUGUCUGUGUGAGAGAGACACACACACAUCACACUCUUUUCCCCUUAUAUUAUCACUCAACCACACACAGGGUGAAUCUGGGUGAUCUGGUACAUUGGGGGAUGUGGGACACCGGACGUCCAGUGUGUUUAUUUCCUGAUCUAACAAAGUAGUCAACCCCAGUUUUACUGCAGUUUUGACACAGUUGUCCGUGAUUUUAAAGUUAAAAAUCUGUCAUAAAUAAGAUAAUGUUCCUAUUUGUUAUCAGAUUGUGUUCGUCGUCCAUUCAAGCAAAUAAUAAUAAUAAUAGUGAAUUUUAUUUCACGUCACCUUUCAAGUUGCCCAAGGACACUUUAAAAUACAUACAAAAAUAAACAUGAGUAAAUUAAUUAUAGUGUCGAAAAAGUGUUUUGUUCCAUUUUAUCAAAUGUACAUAAACAAUUUAAUCAAUUAUACAUUUUAAAAUGUGGGAUCAUUAUUUAAGUUCGCUGCUCGUUCUUUAUGAAAACAUAUGACUCCCUACAUGUUUAUAUGAAUUAGUGAGAUUUAUGUGAAUAAUUUCCUUUUUCCUCUUCUGUCUGUCAUGAUGCUUUUUAAAAUGUGUUGAUACAGAACUUUGGCCUGCAUUAAGAUUCAGGCUUUUUUAACUACUCAUAUUAGAAAGUGAUACUUCCCAGGUCAGCAAAUUCAGUUAAAUAUCAGAAUAGGUUGCAGAAGUAAAAAUGUGCAAAAGAUCACCCAAAUUCUCCCAACACGUCUUUAUAACCCUUAAAGUGAGUUAUUGCCUUCCGAUGUCUAUAAACCCACCAUCUCCAUCCAAAGUCCAGCCUUAGGCCUUCAAACAGGGUCCAACACACACACACACACGUAUUCCCCACAUAGCCUUCAUUUGGUGUCAUAUGUUUUAAGAGCCUGGUGUCGUAUAUGUUAUGUCUAUCACCGUUUAUAUGUUUUACUUUUGGUCUCGGUCUGAUUUAAUUUUCCUCAUCUCCUUUUUGUUUAAAAAAAAUGUUUCGCGUCCCUCUCUGAACAAUCGUCCAGGCCGCUCCAGCAAAUUCUGCUGACAGGCGCCGGGAGCUAGCUGCUAGAGAGAGAGAGAAAGAGAGAGAGAGAGAGAGGUGGACUGGAGGCUGGUUCUUCGUCUGCUGUUCCUUCAGUAUCGUUAUCGUCCUGUUACAGAAAAAAAAUAAAGAUUAUUUUGAAAAUAAAUAGAAAAAUCAUCUAAGUUUUGUAAAUGAUCCUUCAGCGUUGAGGGGAGAAAAAGCAGAAUAUACUUUGUACACGUGGAAUCUUGUAAAAAUGCAAAAAGAAAACAUUUUAGGGAUGAAUCUGAAACCAGAUCUAUUCUGUUGCUCUAUACUGUACGUGUAAGUAUUUGUCUUUUUUUUUUUCUUUUUUUUUUUUACAGACAGCAACCAUGUUUAUCAGUGUUUCUUUUAAAUUGUUUUAGUAACUCAGUAUUUUAUAGUUAAUCAAUAAACAGAUGGAACUGUA